AUGUCCCGCCAAUUUGUCUUUGCCCGCCUGCCGCUGCACACGGCCCAGAAGCGCGACGAGCUCCUCCGGGUCGUCGCGCCCGUCACGGCGUUUGCCCACGCCGGCGAGCCGGGCGUCAGCAAGUACGCCGCCCUUGUGGCGCGCGACGAUCCCACGGACGCGGCCCUGUACAUGAUUGAGGAGUACGACGACCAGGCCGCGUUUGACAGCCACGUGGCGACGGACAGCGUGGGCCGGUUUGUGCAGUGGCUCGGGGUGCCGGGCCACGUCGACGGCGCGCCGGUCGUCUGGUUUACGGCGCACACGGACCUCGAGUACGUGUCGCCGCAGCUCGACAGGGCAACCGAUGCGUAUGUCGUGGUCAGCACGUACCGCGUACCGAAAAAGGACGUACGCGAGCAGUUCGCGGGGGCGUUCACGGCCGCGCGGCGUCGCGGCGCGCUCUGGUUCGGCGUGUACACGGACAAGGAAAAGGGGUCGGACGUGGUGGUGACGGCCGAGGCGUACAGCACUGUCGCGGGCUAUGCGGGCCCGGCGUCCCUUCUCGGCGCGGGGGCACACGUGGCGUCGACGGCGGUGUUGCAGGUGAAGCACGGCUUUUUGUACAAGCGGGGGGUGACAAGUGCAUUGUAG
Molecule: messenger RNA, 633 nt
Organism: Sporothrix brasiliensis 5110
Lineage: Eukaryota; Fungi; Ascomycota; Sordariomycetes; Ophiostomatales; Ophiostomataceae
Exons: 1
Coding region: 1-633 (210 amino acids)
Source: RefSeq, a predicted model, not a curated record